CGCAGGCUGAGCCGUAGCUACAAGUCUCCUCAGGCGUCCGCAGCCAGGAAGCGGGGUGUCCAGAACCCUGGGCCAAGCUCCGAGAUGUCCGGGAAGGAAUGUGGGGAGAGUGAAGGCGCCCCGGGGGCCGGCGCGGUGACAGUCAGCGACAUCCAGGAGCUGAUGCGGCGCAAGGAGGAGAUCGAGGAGCAGAUCAAGGCCAAUUAUGACGUGCUGGAGAGCCAAAAAGGAAUUGGGAUGAACGAGCCCUUGGUGGACUCCGAGGACUACCCCCGGUCAGACGUGGACCUGUAUCAAGUCCGAACUGCAAGGCACAACAUCAUCUGCCUGCAGAACGAUCACAAGGCGGUGAUGAAGCAGGUGGAGGAGGCCCUGCACCAGCUACACGCGAGGGACAAGGAGAAGCAGGCUCGGGACAUGGCCGAGGCGCAGAAUGAGGCCAUGAGCUGCAGGCCGGACCUGAGCCUUGGCAAGAGCCCCUGCCCCCUUCAGGCCUUCGCCAAAGUGAACAGCAUCAGCCCCGGCUCCCCAGCCAGCCUUGCAGGCCUGCAAGUGGAUGACGAGAUUGUGGAGUUUGGCUCUGUAAAUGCCCAGAACUUCCAAUCGCUGCAGAACGUGGGCAGUGUGGUGCAGCACAGCGAGGGGAAGCCACUGAACGUGACAGUGAUCCGAAGAGGGGAGAGACAGCAGCUUAGACUUGUCCCAACACGCUGGGCGGGAAAAGGACUGCUGGGCUGCAACAUUAUUCCUUGGCAAAGAUGAUCGUCCCUGGGGAGCGGUAACAGAAAAGCAUCUUCGCAUGCCUUGGACUUGGGUCUAGUGGGCCUCCCUGGUUCUCAUCUCUCCCUGAAGUUUAUGGAUCUGGAAGCGGCCGGAAGCCUGAACUUCUAGGUGGCGGAAACGCUGUGGCCGACCAAUAUAAUCUGUCUGCGUUAAGGCAUUGUUCAAACCUGACUUGUGCUUAGCGGCUUUUACAAAUCAGGCCAUGGCCCUAAGUGACAAUCCGCUUGAUGGUGGGUGAGUGGGAGGGAGUAAUUCUGGCAGGUGCUUAUAUGACUUUAUUCUUUCAGGAAAAAAAAAAUUCAAAUAAAUACAGUUUUACAGUGUGUUGAUA
Molecule: messenger RNA, 1114 nt
Organism: Trichechus manatus latirostris (Florida manatee)
Lineage: Eukaryota; Metazoa; Chordata; Mammalia; Sirenia; Trichechidae
Gene: PSMD9
Product: proteasome 26S subunit, non-ATPase 9
Exons: 6
Coding region: 85-762 (225 amino acids)
Biological process (GO): proteasome regulatory particle assembly
Cellular component (GO): nucleus; cytoplasm
Molecular function (GO): protein binding
Source: RefSeq, a predicted model, not a curated record